Messenger RNA from Heterobilharzia americana, 478 nucleotides. The record is from the annotation of a GenBank genome assembly. NCBI's taxonomy places the organism in Eukaryota, Metazoa, Platyhelminthes, Trematoda, Strigeidida, Schistosomatidae.
CUGAACUGAAGGACGAAACUACAAGGAACAUCUUCACGUCAGCCAUCAAGGAAAAUGUGCGACACUAAGCAACAUCCGUAAAGGAACCCGUGUGGAAGAACACUGGGACACUUUGAAAGAGAUGUGGAAAGAAACCUGCAUAACUGUAUUAAGAAGGAAGGAGAGAAAAGGUAAGGAAUGGAUCUCGACAGACACAUGGAAGCUGAUAGAGGAGAAGAGAAGGGUGAAGCAGAAGAUAAACCAGUGCAAGAAUGAACAACGAGAAGAGGAACUGAGUACAACGUAUAAAACGCUGGACAAAGAAGUGAAGAAGAGUGCACAGAAAGACAAAAGACACUUCUACGACACACUGGCAAGUGAAGCAGAACAGGCUGCAGGUAGGAGAGACAGAGACCUAACAACAUUACAUCAAAUAACCAGGUUACUAUCUGGUAGGGAAGAGAUCAACAUAGAUGAAACCAGUAAAAGAUGAUGAAGG